This is a messenger RNA of Paramuricea clavata, 607 nucleotides long. Lineage: Eukaryota; Metazoa; Cnidaria; Anthozoa; Malacalcyonacea; Plexauridae. The record is from the annotation of a GenBank genome assembly.
UAUAGUUAGUCAUGAAUCUAUCAUUUGUGCUUCAAACAAUGAUAACCUGUUAUAUGCAAGUCAAACCGUGGCCAAAACAGCUAAAAUAUCUAUGAUUAGCGACAAUACUAGAUCUAAAAGCGAGGUAACAGAAACAACAUCAGAUUGCUCAACCCUUGAAGAUCUACAAGACUUUAUCGACUUUUCAUAUCAAAAUAUAUUGCCGCUAAGUGAUAAUGCCAAUUUAUCUUCUACCCGAACCUUUGAUUGUUCUACCCCGUCUCGCCCGAGUGUUGAUGACAACUCGCCUGCUAUAGAGAAACUUUUUGGCACUUUCAAAAGGGAGUUUGAAUCUAAGGUCGAAGCCUUGAUUUUCGAACUUUCGGAGCAGAGGGAAACCAUUGACAGAUGUAAACAGGAUAUAUGUAAAUUGACCAGUGAAAAUUUAAAUCUAAAGUCACGCCUGGCGGAACUCGAACAAAAAGCGUUUCCUAAGAAUAAAUCUAAUAACGUUAUUAAAAACGCUGAAACCAAUGAUGUUAUUAGUAGCACCCUAUCAUAUUACCUGCCCUCAACUGUCUCAAACGAAGCCCUAGCGCAACUAAUGGUUCUACUAUCAGCUCCCUAG